UGUGGGGUGAUGUGGGAAGCGAUCGUGGGGAGGUGUUUGCGAAAUAUCUUCUCUCCGUUGUGCGAUUUUCGUCCGUCGUGAUGGACUCCGGGACGGAGGCGUAAUCUUGCGCUACGCGUUAUCGGCGAGAUAAUUAUCUCCCGCGUGCUCGUUCGUCAACGUGCAGCCGAGGGAAACAUCAUGUGCGCGCAAAGCCGCUGACGGGACGAAGCGAAAACGCCGCGGCUGCACGGUCUCUUCGACAAUGAGCGAGGAUACGAGUCCUUCGGAUCGUCAGAUCCUGCUCUCCCGUUUGCUGGACGCCGUUAAACAGUGCCAGAUCCGCUUCGGGGGACGCAAGGAACUUGCCACGGAGAGCGAUAGCAGGGUUGUCAACCUGUGCACGCAGUUCGAAGCCGUCCUGCAGCAUGGGAUGAAAAAAUCCAAAGGAUUGAGCUCGAUCAGGCAAGUCUCCGAGAUUGUCAAGGGCUUGAAUCUCUGGAACAGCGACUCUGACUACGUGAGAGAUUUUGGGCUUUGA
This is a messenger RNA of Rhipicephalus sanguineus (brown dog tick), 520 nucleotides long. RefSeq names its product sorting nexin-29-like. The record is from RefSeq and is a predicted model, not a curated record. The coding region runs from base 245 to 520 and encodes 91 amino acids. NCBI's taxonomy places the organism in Eukaryota, Metazoa, Arthropoda, Arachnida, Ixodida, Ixodidae. The transcript is spliced from 6 exons.